CAUUACACUGUGAUACUCUCAAAAUAAUACGACCAGUUUCAUAAUAUUUAGACAGAUUUAAGACAAAUGUGUUAAAUGAAUCACAAGAUUGUUAUUUCAGUGGUCGGCUUUGUUUUGGCAAUUGUAGCAGCAGUUUUCGAUUUCAUUGGGUUUGUGGCCCCAUAUUGGUCAUGGAUUAAUAAGUCUGUAUCCAUAUCUGGGAGAGUGAUACAUCUUGAACAUAACGAAGGCCUUUGGAGAUACUGUCUAACAAUAGUUAACGUCACAUCGUGUGGUUCACAAGGAGACAGAGAUUUGGGAUCAUGGUUCACAGAGGUUCAAGUUGUGGAAACACUUGGUCUUCUGUGCCUCUUGGCUGCUGUUAUUGUUCUCUUCGUCGGAUUUUUCGUCUGUAAAGACGUACUCAAAUGGGUUGGCAUUGGAUGUCUAACAGCAGCAGAGAUAUUUAUCGUGAUUGGUGUGCGAAUGUAUAAACAGAACGGAUCAAGUUUACGAACGGAUAAUACUGCUUUUGCGUUCUAUUUUGUCAUCGUUGCUUCUGUUUUCGCCUUUGCUGCAUCCACGUGUUUAGGCGGUUACACAUACAUGAAAUACAGAUGUGGUUAAUGUGUGAAUUUAUUAUUGCAACAACUUGAACACUGGAAAAAAUGCGAAUGCGAAUGAGUCAAUGUUAUAAAAGAAAACUACUGCUGAAAUUAUGCAAGCCAGUUUUAAAUAUUGCGAACCUGAUACUGUCGUUUUUUUCCUGUACUAAUUUAAUUGGGUUUGUAAUACAAAAAAAUAGUAUAAAACUACA
Messenger RNA from Mytilus trossulus (common blue mussel), 796 nucleotides. RefSeq lists its product as uncharacterized. NCBI's taxonomy places the organism in Eukaryota, Metazoa, Mollusca, Bivalvia, Mytilida, Mytilidae. The transcript is spliced from 3 exons. The record is from RefSeq and is a predicted model, not a curated record. Bases 76 to 606 code for a protein of 176 amino acids.